GUGUGAUGCAUUCACGCACCACAGGAAUGUUUGACGAGCUCAUUUUCGCCGUUCAAAACGCUGCAAGUUGUACAGUAGCUCUAACACCAUGGUAUUCGGAUCAAUGCGCCACGCAGCCCAGCAUCUCCGCCAGUCCGCCAGAAGUGCGGCUACUCGCCGCGCCUCUGUCUCUGCUUCCACCUCCUUUGCAUGCGCUCCACGUGGCGUCGUGCAGCAAACCCGUGUCAAUGCUGCACCGUUCGCUGCUCAGCCGCAGCACGUGAAAGCGGACCCGACGGGUAUUGUGGCCGGCAUUGCCGUCGUAGGUGCUUUGAUUGGCGUGGGCAAGAUGUGGUGGGACGCGUCGUCGUCUAGCACAACGGAUCCACUCGCCUUCCAAGAUAUUCCGCAGGCAGAGAUCGCUCUUUUCUUUACGGAACUUACGGCUGCUGUCAAGGACCUCUUCAAACAAUUACCGGAGAUUGAGAACGCCGUCCGCAAGUACCUGAAGGACAACAACCACGAACUGAGCGACGCCGAGUUCAAGCAGGCUAUUCUGUCGCAGCUGUAUCAGAUGAUGGAAGGUAUUGAGCAACAAAUCGUUGCCAAGCGCCAGUGGAGCCGCCAGAGUCUCGAGUUUGCGCUUGAGAAGUACGGGCAGGACCCGGAGAUCCUCAAGCUCCAGGAAGACCUGAACACCAUCAUGCGAUCUGUGUUCCCUGCUCCGGUGCCCGUGGAGGUUCCAGAGGAUCUCACUGCCGACAAGACGCUGGCGAUUUUGAAGGAAAUGGUGGCUGGUAUGGAGAAGGCCAUGGCGGACAUGCUUGCCCAUGCCCGAGCGGAGGGCAUCACCGACGUUCAAAAGGCUAUGGAGGAGUUCCAGUACCUAUACAUGGAGCACGUGGAGCAGAUGACCCAGGCCCAGAUGAAGACCCACGGUAUCUCGCAGGAGAUUCUUUCGGCGGCUCUGCAGAAAUACCACGGCGAAAGCGAGCAGUUCCGGCAGCAGGUGGAGCAGAUCUACGCUCAGCAGGCAAAGGCCUUCCAGAAGAUGGGUCUGCCUGUGGAAACCCAAUAGAGAGGAGGUUAGAUGUCCAACCUCUUGAGUGCUGUAGAAUUUUGCCUUGAGCAUUGUAGAAGCACCGGGUGAAGACGUAAACGAUGCAUGUAGCUGUAACAUGAUCAAUAGAUCUAUCGCAGCACUUUUGCAAUUUUGCCAAUGAACUCUCAUUGCAGUCGUCACCAGUGCAUUCCAACACCUGUAGCUAACUCCAAUAUAACUGCCACACCUGUGAAACAG
Molecule: messenger RNA, 1279 nt
Organism: Phytophthora nicotianae INRA-310
Lineage: Eukaryota; Oomycota; Peronosporomycetes; Peronosporales; Peronosporaceae
Exons: 5
Coding region: 89-1057 (322 amino acids)
Source: RefSeq, a predicted model, not a curated record